Sinocyclocheilus anshuiensis is the source of this 2757-nucleotide messenger RNA. RefSeq names its product oocyte zinc finger protein XlCOF6-like. The transcript is spliced from 3 exons. Bases 145 to 2187 code for a protein of 680 amino acids. NCBI's taxonomy places the organism in Eukaryota, Metazoa, Chordata, Actinopteri, Cypriniformes, Cyprinidae. The record is from RefSeq and is a predicted model, not a curated record. Gene Ontology annotation, cellular component: nucleus. Gene Ontology annotation, biological process: regulation of transcription by RNA polymerase II. Gene Ontology annotation, molecular function: RNA polymerase II cis-regulatory region sequence-specific DNA binding; DNA-binding transcription activator activity, RNA polymerase II-specific.
UUUAUGGUUCUCGUUGGACAAAGGUUUUUGUUUCGAGAUAUUCAGCGUUUAACGUGUGUAAAACGUCCAUUUUUGUGGAGUUAUUUUCAAGUAAUGCAUUCCACAUGAAGUCUUUGAGAAAAGUAGAAGAUAAAUCUUCGUGUCAUGGAGUUUAUUAAAGACGAGCCUGAAGACUGGACUGAUCCAGAGCCCUGCAGAGUGAAAGAUGAAGAGAUUGAGGAACAAAUAGGCCUGAUGGAAGUGAAAGAGGAAAGCCAAGAACUGUAUGAAGUUGAGGACAACCGCUAUUUCCAGACACCUGAAAAUUUGAUAGCUGAAGAAAAACCUUUAAUUGACUAUCAGUCUGAAAAUCUUUCACAAGCAGGACGCCUUAAAGAUCCCAUUAAAAGUCAUACCAGAAGGAGGCCUUUCACAUGCCAUCAAUGCGGAAAGAGUUUUGCAAAUAGAGGGCAACUUAAUGUUCACAAAAAAAUUCACUCUGAAGAGAGACCUUUCGCUUGCCUUCGGUGUGGAAAGAGUUUCACAAAUAAAGAAAACCUUAAGUGUCACAUGAAAACCCACGCUGGAGAGAAGCUUUUCUCGUGUUAUGAGUGUGAAAUGAGUUUCACUAGCAAACUAACUCUUCAGAAUCACGUAAAAACUCACUCUGGAGAGAGGCCUUUCCCGUGCCACCAAUGUGAAAAGAGCUUCGAUCAUAAAGGACUCCUUAAUAUUCACACGAGGAGUCACACUGGAGAGAAGCCCUUCGUGUGUCCUCAGUGUGGAAAGAGGUUUAUUCAUCGAGGACAUCUUAAUGAUCACUUAAGGAUUCACACCGGAGAGAAGCCUUUCGCAUGCACUCACUGUGGAAAGUGUUUCACACAUCAAGCAAGCCUCUCAUGGCACAUGAGAACUCACACUGAAGAAACUCUUAAGCGCUACAUGAGAAUGCACCCUGAAGGGAAUCCUUUCAAAUGCCAUCAGUGUGGAAAGAGUUUCCUUCAUAGAGGACACCUUAAUGAUCACUUAAGGGUUCACACUGGAGAGAAACCAUUCACAUGCCCUCACUGUGGAAGGAGUUUCAGUCAUAAAGGAUACUUUCAUGUUCACUUAAGGAUUCACACCGGAGAGAAACCGUUCGUGUGCCAUCAGUGUGGAAAGAGCUUCACGCAUAAAGGAAGCCUGAAGUGGCAUAUGAGAAUCCACACUGAAGGACUUUUCACUUGCAAUGAGUGUGGGAAGAGUUUCGCCUAUAAAAGGAAACUUCAGAUUCACAGAAGAAUUCACACCGAAGAGAACCCUUUAACUUGCCUCCAGUGUGGAAAAACAUUCACAUGUAACAAAAAGUUUAAGUGUCACAUGAAAACUCACUCUAAAGUCAAUCCUUACUCAUGCAAUCAAUGUGGAAAGCGUUUCAAUCAAAGAGGACACCUGAAUGAACACAUGAGAACUCACACCGGAGAGAAGCCGUUCACAUGCCAUCUGUGUGGAAAGAGCUUCAGUCAGAAAGGAACCUUUAACAUUCACCUAAGAAUUCACACCGGAGAAAGGCCGUUCACGUGCCAUCAGUGUGGUGAGAGAUUCAGUAAGAAAGGAAACUUGAAUGUUCACCUGAGAUCUCACACUGCCAUCAACCUUGCAUGCCAUCCAAGUGCGCAGAGUUUAAUUCAAAAAGCGCACCUUAAUGAUCAUAUAAGAAUUCACAUUGUAGACAGGCCAUUCACAUGCCAUCACUGCAAAAAGAAUUUCAUUCAUAGAGGACACCUUAAUGAUCACCUGAGAAUCCACACCGGAGAGAAGCCUUACGCGUGCCAACAGUGCGGAAAGCGUUUCACACAUAAAGGAAGCCUUAAGUGGCACAUGAGAACUCACGCUGAUGAGGAGCUUUUCCAAAGCCGUCAAACCGAGAAGAAAUUUACAAAAAAUGCAGAUGUUGAGAGUCAGAAAAGAAUUCGCACCGUAGAGAAGCUUUACGCGUGCCAACAGUGUGGAAAGCGUUUCACCCAUAAAGGAAGUCUUACGUGGCACAUGAGAACUCACGCUGAUGAGGAGCUUUUCACGUGCCACCUAAGUGAGAAGAAAUGUACAAGUGAUGUAGAGAGUCGCUCUGGAGAGAAGCCUUACACGUGUCCUUUGUGUGAAAAGAGUUUCAGUCGUCAAGCAAUCCUUCAGAGUCAUGUAGAAACUCACUUUGAAGAGAGUCCUUAAAGGUGCUGUAUGUCAUUUUUUGACUAAAGCAUUACAAUAGCGCAAUAUGUUUGCAGAUAUUUAGGAAACAAUCUAAUUCACGUACUUGUUUCUCUGAAAAAAAACAAUGCUAUGGCCAAUAUUACAUACUGCAUCUUUAAACAUGCCCUCAAUUUAGAAAGAAACCCCUUCGAACUACUCCUAACCUUAGAAGAAACCAGGCAAUUUUUCUUUACUACUAUCACCUUAUGAAGGACUUGCUCUUGGCUUGCUCACUGUGGGUAUAAUAACGAAUAACAUUUUUCAUGAAGCUGUAAAUGGAACUGCUCAGUGGUGACCUAUGGUAGAUAUUUCUUCAGCAUUUUCUGUAAAGCUUUGAAGCAGUGUACACUACCAUUAUAUAUGAAAAGCUCUGUAAAUCAAGCUGACUUGGCUUACACAUUUUUCUUGCAUUAAAUACCUUUUAUUAAAUAACGGUAUAGGAUUUAACUUGUACUUUGAAACACAUUUUCAGAGAUGUGCAAACCCCCAAAAUGCUGUUGUCAUGUAAAUUAAUGGCCAAACACAUAAAAAGUUUUCAGGUUUAGUUAA